AUGUAUGUUGUGUCCUUCUUGUGGACUCCUUUCCUGGCGCCUGCGACGCUGACUCUUUGGUUCUCCUUCCUUACUGGCCGUUUCCUGGAGCGCUUCUUCGACAUCGAGGACAUGACGUGCUCUGCCUUCCCAUGGAGCUCCCUUGGGACUCCAGCUCGUCAAAGCAUCCCAGCGCUGAUCCACGCAAUGCUCUGGACUGUCCUGACGUUCUAUGCCUUCGCGUCUGCCGGUUGCUCUGUGGCUCAGCGCCGCUGGCUUCACACCGCAGGCACUGCCUUCUUCAUGCUCCUUGGAGCCUUGCAGCUGGCCGUCCUGCUAGUCGGCUAUGGCGCGUGGAAGAACCCUCUCUUCUGGGGAUCGACGUUGG
Symbiodinium pilosum is the source of this 367-nucleotide messenger RNA. The record is from the annotation of a GenBank genome assembly. NCBI's taxonomy places the organism in Eukaryota, Dinophyceae, Suessiales, Symbiodiniaceae.